This is a messenger RNA of Trichomonas vaginalis G3, 1089 nucleotides long. Its product is annotated as integrase core domain containing protein family. The record is from RefSeq and is a predicted model, not a curated record. Gene Ontology annotation, biological process: DNA integration. Gene Ontology annotation, molecular function: nucleic acid binding. NCBI's taxonomy places the organism in Eukaryota, Parabasalia, Trichomonadida, Trichomonadidae. Bases 1 to 1089 code for a protein of 362 amino acids. The transcript has a single exon.
AUGAGCUUGAAAGAAGUAUUCGAACAACAUCCAUGGAGGUCAUUUAAGAAGUUCAAUGAAGCAGCAAAAAGUUGGGGAUUUACUAACAGAGCUGAAGUGAAAAGGUUCUUUGACAAAAAUGUUGUACAUCAAACAAAAAUAAACCCUUACGACUACUUUUUACCAAUUUACUCCAACACUCCUGACGCAUACCAAUUUGACACUCUCAUUCAAAGCAGAAAAGGAGGAUAUAAACCAUUCCUCAUCUUCAUUAAUGUUAACACUCGCAAAGCAUAUGCAUAUCCAAUGAAAAAUAAAGGAACUCGUGAAGUGUUAAGAGUUUUACAAAAGUUUGUAGCAGAACAUAGCCCAAGUACUUUAACAUCAGACCAAGACAGUGCAUACCUCAGCAAUGAAAUCACAGAUUUUCUCAUUAAGCAUAACAUAACUCACUACACUACUGAAGACCAUAACCAUAACAUACUCGGCAUCAUAAACCGCUUCAUAAGGACUCUCAGAGAUUUAAAUCAAGAGCGAGACUUUACCGAAGAAACAAUGAAACAUUUUCUCGAAGUAUAUAAUUCCUCAACACAUUCUACAACAGGACAUACACCAAAUUCAAUGACACAACAACAACAAGAAGAAAAGUAUAUACAAAAGAAACGAAGUCAAACACAAAAUAUCAGAAAUUCAACACAAUUUACCCUCAUUCCUGGUACAAAAGUUCGUGUAGUUCUUGACGACAAACCGUUGACAAAGAAACGUUUAAGGUUAAGUCGAAAUUAUUAUAUCGUAGACUCUACGCAAGGUAAUGGAUAUCUUAUAAAAGCUGCCGACGACUCCAUUGCAUUUUAUCCUCGACAUAAAUUAGUUGAAAGUAGUAAUGGCAAACUUGCUGAAACCAUUGACGAAGCAAAGCGAGGAGUGGUUAUUGAAAUACUUGGCUACAACAUAAACGAUGACACUUAUAAAGUAAGAUAUGAAGGAGGCGUUGAAGAUGUUAUACCAUCUAAGAACUUGAGAGAGUCGAAGCCAACACAUCUGGGACCAUUAGAGUGGGAGUACUGGAAGGAUAAAAAUAUGCCAGAAAGAAUAAGAAAAUUCUUCUAA